AUUUCAGCGGGACGGUUCAGUAAACGUUCCGUGCCCGGUUUCGGUUCCGGCAGGAGGUUGUGGUGGUGUGCAAAAAACAACCACGACAACGACGGCGAAGGCGACUAUGGAAGCUGGAUCAUUUGGCGGAAUAAAUGUGCACGAAGAAAUAUCGAUUUUCCUCCGAUUCCAUUGGUGCUAGGAUGAGGAACUUGUGUAUUUUUUGACAGCUACGUCCACAAAGAAUCGUUCGACUGGACGUGUGGUGUGCAAUUUUCUGCUAAUUAGGUGAAUUAAUUUAGUAAAUGGUCGACGCCUCUAGUACACUUGGAGACUAAAUGAGCCAACGUGUGCUGCUGGUUGAGCGUCGGCAUGUGCCAUGCGAUGAAAUAAUGUGAAUGAAUGUCCUUUGAUGAUACGGAAUGUUUGAUAUACGGUGCUGGAAUUGUGAAAAGUACAUAUUAACAAACUAAGCACUGGAUGGUGUUUUCGGUUUCGUUGGUAGUUACAGUGGCAGUUGACAUGCAAUGAUGUGCUAAACUGUGCCGGAAAACGAGUUCGACGGGUCUUUACAUAUCAUAUCAACAACAAACGGGAACAUUUUAUGAAGAUAAGAAAUUAUUCAGAGCAACCACGCUCAUGGCGUCAAAAAAUAAAGGAAAUACAAAUAUAUCUCCCCAGAUAAAACCCACACUUUGAUCAAAGGUUACUUGAAUUUAUCACCGAGACGACAUUUCCCAGCUUCCUCAAGUUUCAAAUAGUCGAAAAAAGAACAUCAAACGGCCAUAAAUAAACAUGAAAUCAUCGCUGGACAAUAUAUUCGCCCAUCAGGGCGAAGAGCCGGUAACGUCGGUGCAGGUUAUCAUUUAUGCUGCCACAUCGUUUCUGAUAGUGUCACUGCUGGGACUGCUCAUCUAUAUCACCUGCUCCAAGCGUUACCGACUGAACUGGUUCGAGAAAAAUCUGCUAGAAACGGAGAAGGAGCGACAAGCGAGGGGGCUAAGACAAGUUGGCCAAGUCAGCUGCCCCAUCCCGUACAAUGUCGACGCAGUGGCAGGAACAUCUCGUUAUCUGAACCGAAACAAUGGCAGUCCACUUGCAAAAGCAGAUGAUCCGCCCUUCUGGGCAUCCGAGGGGUUGUAUAAAGCAACCAGCAGGAAUGGCCAACUCAUGGACUCAUCUGAUGAGGAAGUCCCGGAAGAUAGUGCCGAUUCGUCCAGUAGCUGUAAGUCCGUAAUAGUGGUAGGCUCGGUUCCCAUUGCUGGAACCGACAAACACGUGGUACUUAGUGCUACUAAUCCGGCAAAACCUACCACGUCUACGGUAAAAGCCAAAAACGCACAGAGCAGUGAUGCCCCAGAAGAAGAUAUAGUGGAUUCUACCACCAUUGAGAGUACCCCCACCAAACUAGAUCUAGGCGACGACUCACGAGGCGCUAUUCAUUUGACGCUCAGCUAUGAUCCCAGUGCUGGGAUUUUGAACGUGAAACUUAUUGAGGCUCAGGACCUGCAACCACGAGAUUUCAGUGGAACGGCAGAUCCGUAUGCGAAAAUAAGACUGCUUCCUGAUCGGAACAACAUGUGGCAAACUAGGAUACACAAGAAAACGUUAAACCCAGUAUUCGAUGAGGACUUCGUUUUCGAAGUACGUCCCGCCACCGUCGGCCGCCGCACACUCGAGGUGCUUCUAUUCGAUUUUGAUGCCUACUCACGACACGUGAUCAUUGGCGGUUCCCAGCUCGCACUGGCACAUGUUGAUUUCUCGGACCGAAUAGACCUCUGGCGCCCACUAGGGCCAUGUACUGAAACGAAUACAAAACAAGAUCUAGGCGACCUCAUGGUUUCACUUUCAUAUCUUCCAUCAGCCGAAAGACUUACCGUCGUAGUAAUCAAAGCCAGAAACCUCCGGGUCAUAGACGAAACGCGGAACUCAUCGGAUCCGUACGUUAAAGUGUCACUGUACAACAUCGACGGAAAGAGACUUAAAAAGCGGAAGACAACCGUAUCGCGGAACACGGUAACUCCGGUGUACAAUGAAGCACUCUCGUUCGACAUCGCCAAAGAUGCACUGAAAAACUGCUCAAUCGAGCUACAGGUCCUCCACGACAGUCUUCUGGGAAAGAACGAAGUUCUGGGGAAGGCAAUCAUCGGCAGCGGACCUGAUGCGAGACCAGAAGAUCGCGCCUUUUUCGAUGAACUCUUUCGGAAUCGAUCAGCCACUGCUCAAUGGAUUGCUCUCUCGGACUGGAAGACAUCAAAACCGCCAACUGGGAAAUAAAUCAACAAAACACAUAUGACUUGCACUUCUAACCCCCAGCUAGGAGAGCGAACGUAAGUUGUAGGGAAACGUCCAGUGUACCUUAAUCUACAUAUUGCUGUUUGUUAACUCGCAGAUAACUAUCAAAAUUGUUAAUAGAUGUUCUCAAUGUAACUAUUUACGUAUCAACGUGAAGAAAGUGCAAACGGUUUUACAGCGAUUAGUUUUGGAAUGUAAUCAAGAGGCUAUUUACUGUAGUUUAGAUUUCUAUAGACAUGUAUACUUCAAUCAAUAGGCUUGUUUAGGGGUACUAUUUUCAAACAUCUAUCUGUUUUCUAUUAAGUUUGAAACGUUUAUGAAUGAUAUGACUGCUGAGAGGUUUAUCUAUAUAUACACAAUGGUAUCAAUAUACUUAUAUACAUACUCACACCACAGAUUACAAAAUGGGAAUGAAGUAUUUUCAAAAAACUGAUGUACAGUUUCUGUCGAUCAGAACAUGCGAAAAUAAGCCCUUAUACAUUCAUAAAACAACAAUGUAAUUCUUAAAAUUUAUUCAGUGUUACUGAUAUAUAAAUAAAUGAAAAAUCUGGUAUAAAA
Molecule: messenger RNA, 2832 nt
Organism: Topomyia yanbarensis
Lineage: Eukaryota; Metazoa; Arthropoda; Insecta; Diptera; Culicidae
Product: synaptotagmin-5-like
Exons: 7
Coding region: 775-2256 (493 amino acids)
Biological process (GO): calcium-ion regulated exocytosis; cellular response to calcium ion; regulation of calcium ion-dependent exocytosis
Cellular component (GO): membrane
Molecular function (GO): clathrin binding; calcium ion binding; calcium-dependent phospholipid binding
Source: RefSeq, a predicted model, not a curated record